Penicillium expansum is the source of this 1086-nucleotide messenger RNA. Its product is annotated as Oxoglutarate/iron-dependent dioxygenase. The record is from RefSeq and is a predicted model, not a curated record. The coding region runs from base 1 to 1086 and encodes 361 amino acids. The transcript has 2 exons. Lineage: Eukaryota; Fungi; Ascomycota; Eurotiomycetes; Eurotiales; Aspergillaceae.
AUGGUAGGAAUUGAGAUCGUGGAACCGGCCGACGUGCCCGUGAUCGAUCUAAAUGCCCUCUCCUCCCCUUCCCCUGCGGAACGCCGAGUUGCCCUGGCGCAGCUGGAUGAGGCCUACCGAACCUACGGUGCCAUUUGGCUAGUCAACCAUAGCAUUGGCGUGGACCUGGUUGAGGAGGCUUUAGCAUGGCGCUUCUUCCAACUGCCGCGCGAGCAGAAACAGACGGUCUCUAUGCCGACCAAGAAUGCCUCCGAGCGGAUCGAAGGGUGGUCGGACGUCGGGGCAAGCAUCUCAUCUCAGGGGGUGUGGGAUCCGAACGAGCUGGAGAAGAUCCGUGCGGCCAGCUCGAUCGAGCUGAAGGAGGUGCUCGACAGCCUAGACCCGACCUCGGAGGCGGCGCAGGACUCGGAACGACUGCGCAAGCUGGACCAGAUGCUGCCCGGAUUCCCGGCAUUCAUCGAACGGUGGUGGGACGCUUGCUUUAAGCAGCAGACCGAACUGAUGCGCUGCCUGUGCGAGAUCCUUGGCAUCGCCGACACCGAUUUCAUUGUCAAGCAGCAGCAGACGCCCCGCCACGGCUCCACUCAUCUGACCUGGAAUUACUUCUUGGGGAUGCCGCUCUCGCCUCUGAGCAGCGGCAGCGCCAACCGCCUCAACCCGCACACUGACUAUGGGCAGUUGACCCUGCUCUUCCAGGAUAUGCAGGGCGGGUUGGAGAUCCUUGACCCCGUCGCUGGCAUCUAUCGUCCUGUCCCGCCUCUGAAGGGCGCGAUGAUCAUCCAGGUAGGCGAUAUCCUGGAAAAGCAGUCGAAUGGUCGGUGGAGGAGUCCGUUGCACCGCGUGACAGCGCCGAAUCAUCUCAUGUAUGGCGGGAACCCUGGGGAAAGAUCUGACCAGCAGGAGGAUGCCUUGGUGUCACGGUGCUCCAUCGUGUUUUUGUGUUAUCCCGGCUAUGAGACGGUGAUUGAACAUCUUCCUGGAUGUGAAAAGAAAGGAAACUGGAAGACCUUGGAAUGGGAGGGUAACAUGACGGCGGGGGAGUGGAUCAAGCGCCGGGCCGCUCUGGAGUAUGAACGGCCCGAGUGA